CGCUCCGUUAGAAUUAAAGGGAAAGGGAGCGAGGACUGGACUUAGGAAGGACCUGUGGGCGGGGGGGAAAAACAUCAGGGUAAAAGACAAAGACAAAACGUUGGCCUAAAGAUAGCAUAGCAGGCUGGAACCCAGCCUUGGAACCCAGGCAGGGCAAAAGUGGAGCCUGAACCUGAGUGCACAAGGCCUGGAGAUCUGGUCCAGGCUCUUGGGGCCUGCGGUGCUUACAGUGUAAGAACAUGACGAGCUGCAGUGUUGAAGAGUGUACUCCUGGUCAGGACCUCUGCAGGACCACGGUCCUGAGUGUGUGGGAAGGUAGCAACGAGAUGAAUGUGAUGAGAAAAGGCUGUACCCAUCCGGACAAGACCAACAGGUCCAUGAGCUAUCGGGCUGCCGAUCAGAUCAUCACCCUUUCAGAGACCGUGUGCAGGUCAGACUUGUGCAACAAGCCCAACCCUGGCCAAGAUGCUACUGUUUCCAGAAACCGCUACCUCGAAUGUGCUUCCUGUUCCUCGACAGACCUCAGCUGUGAGAGGGGCUGGGACCAGACCAUGCAAUGCCCCAAAUCUAGAGAUCAGUGCGUGGAUGUGAUAACCCACCGGAGCCUGAAAGAGAAUCCAGGUGAUGAGCGCCACAUAAGAGGCUGUGGCAUCCUUCCUGGCUGCCCAGGCCCCACCGGAUUCCACAACAACCACACCUUCCACUUCCUGCGGUGCUGCAACACCACCAAAUGCAAUGCAGGCUCAGUCCUGGAGCUUCAAAACCUGCCACCAAACGGCUUGCAGUGUUAUAGCUGUGAGGGGAACGGCGCCCACAGGUGUUCCACUGAAGAAACUUUCCUCAUUGACUGCCGCGGCCCUAUGAAUCAAUGUCUGGAAGCGACAGGCACUAAAGGACUGAGGAACCCAAGCUACACCAUCAGAGGUUGCGCAGCCCCCUCGUGGUGCCAAAGCCUCCACGUAGCUGAAGCCUUCGACCUCACCCACGUCAACGUCUCGUGCUGUACUGGAAAUGGCUGUAACCAUCCAGCCAGGGACACCCAGCCCGGCAAGGGGGGUGCCCCCAAGACCAGCCCUGCCCACCUCAGCUUCUUUGUCAGCCUGCUCUUGACUGCCAGACUUUGGGGAGCCACUCUCCUCUGCACUUGAACCCCACAUUCCCACCACACUGGCUGGAUUCAGGGGAUCCCUUUGCCCUUCCCUCAGUUCUCAGCCCUACCAACUUGCUGGGUGACCUCAGGCCAGUGGGCUGCCCUCUCUGGGCUUCAGUUUUCCCAGCUGUCCAGAGAGAGGGCUGUGAGAACCAGAGGAGAAAAGCUAGCAAAAGCUGCAGGCCAGCAGGAGAGAGCUCAUAUGAUUAUUGAUAGUGUUACGGCUAUUGUUAUUAUUAAUUAAUAUUUGUUUUAUUUAAUAUUUUAUACUGAAAUAAAGAUUUUUGAACCAGCGAA
Bubalus bubalis (water buffalo) is the source of this 1447-nucleotide messenger RNA. It is a transcript of the gene PLAUR, whose product is annotated as plasminogen activator, urokinase receptor. Bases 240 to 1148 code for a protein of 302 amino acids. The transcript has 7 exons. The record is from RefSeq and is a predicted model, not a curated record. Gene Ontology annotation, cellular component: plasma membrane. NCBI's taxonomy places the organism in Eukaryota, Metazoa, Chordata, Mammalia, Artiodactyla, Bovidae.